Messenger RNA from Pocillopora verrucosa, 918 nucleotides. Its product is annotated as ATP-dependent DNA helicase PIF1-like. Lineage: Eukaryota; Metazoa; Cnidaria; Anthozoa; Scleractinia; Pocilloporidae. The record is from RefSeq and is a predicted model, not a curated record.
AUGUUCAUGUUCCAUUCGCCGAUCUAUCAAAGUGCCAUAACGCACCGCUACGAACUGACUACUGUUCUUCGACAAGAAAACAAAGAGUUUCUCGAUGCACUGAAAGAAAUCAGGAUUGGUCAGUGUAGCGAGAAGACCUUUGAAUAUAUCAACUCCCUUUCAAGAUCCCUCGAGAUAUCAAAAGACGAGAUGAGCCACAUCUAUUUCAAAAGGUUACCGGUAGCAUUACAUAAUCGCCUGGCCUUACAGGAUCUCCCUUUCCCUGAGUACACCUUCGAGGCUGAGCACACCGAUCAAACUCAAGGCAUGGACUGGCCGGGUUCUUCAGUGUUGCACCUAAGGCCCGGCUGUCCGGUUAUGCUAGUGUGGAAUUUAAACGAAAAAUUAAGAAACGGUAGUCGAGGAAUCUUUGAGGAGUGUGAUGGAGAUAGGCUGCAAGUUUCAUUUUCGGGCGUUGGUUCUAUUACGAUCGAAAGGCAAACGUGGUUUCAAAGGAACAAGCAAGGAAAUGUAUUAGGCAGUAUUUGCCAGUUUCCGAUUGUGUUGGCUUACGCUGUGACUUGUCACAAGUCGCAGGGGUUGACUCUAUCUGCAGCCGUCGUCCACUGCUCCAAGGAAUUUGUACCAGGACUAACAUACGUGGCACUAUCACGAGUAAAGGAUCCACAGAAUCUCCAAGUUUUAAACUUCAAAUCAAAAAGCUUGCUCCCGCCUAGCUCUCGAGUUUUACGUGAAUGUUCAACUGACCUCGGUCAGCUAGAAGAAGAUCUAAAAUGUUGUCUUAAUCAAGAUCUAUCACAAGAGUUAUUUGAAGUUCACGACAGAUUUUCCCUAGAGGAAAAUGAUUGCGAUGAGACGUGCACUUUUCCAGAGGAACUUAGCGAUGGGCCUGUUGCUUCUUAUUUCGAGAGACGAUGA